Molecule: messenger RNA, 3470 nt
Organism: Danio rerio (zebrafish)
Lineage: Eukaryota; Metazoa; Chordata; Actinopteri; Cypriniformes; Danionidae
Source: RefSeq, a predicted model, not a curated record
AGCGAGUCUAAUGUUAAUAAAUCACUGAAGCAGCAAGACUGACUAAAAAUAAGGCCAGAAUGGACGACAAUCAUAGCUGAAGUGCUUGUGACUGAUCUCCUGAAAUCUUCAGUGUGCGAGAGAGACUGAAGGAAACGUUUGGGAAUGUGGGUCAGUCUAACUCAUUGAUGUCACAUGAAACUCAACAGUCGGAUUCCUCUACAUGCAACUCACGACAAACGCCAACUGUGGAUUUUUACAGCAUUCUGCGUGUGGAUUUUUAGGCAUCUGAAAUUCCUCUGAUGAAGUGAGUGGAACUAUUAAACUAUUCUGAUUGGAUAUAUAGAGUCAUUAUGGGUUCAUCUUGUACAACUUCGAUAUUACUUGCACUGCUUUCAAUGACGGUGGUUUUAAAUGGAAGAGAAGAGCGUAAACCACAACAAAAAAGCUUUAAUGUAGACACUGAGUAUCGGACAAUGAUGUUCAACAUCCCAAACAUUGAACAUAAUAGAAAACACGAGAUCGCAUUGGAUGACACAUUUCUAGAAGAGUCUUUAAACUUAAUCAAGAGUCUUGAGUUUUAUGGUAAUGCUGAUGAUACUGGUUUGGUUGAAUCCACGCCUGAUUCAACAAAUAUUGUACACAAGGAUCCUGAGAUUGAUAUUACUGUGCAUGAUGCUGCAAAUAAAGCAGAAAGUAUAUUGAAUUCAUUGAAUAAUACCUCCUCUGAUGGUCUGGAGGACGGCUCUGGUGCAGAUCCAGUGGUUGUCACACUUCUAGGCCGAGUUCGUGGUCUGACUUUGGAAAAAGCUCAUGUGUUUUAUGGGAUCCCGUAUGCUGAUCCUCCUGUGGGAGACAAGCGCUGGGCUCCUCCUUCGCCAGUUUCACCUUGGUUGUACACCUACAAUGCAACGUUUCCCCGUCCUGCGUGUAUGCAGAUGUGUGCCGGUGAGUUCUCUCGGCUGUGUCCUCCUGAGGUCAGCGAGGACUGCCUUUACCUAAAUGUGUUUGUUCCUGUGAGUGUCAACCUGUCGCUGCCAAAAGUAACAGCACUACCAGUUAUGGUGUGGAUUCAUGGCGGUGACUUCAUCGCUGGCUCCGCCUCCAAACCUUUGUAUGAUGGCCGCUACAUCAGUAACUACAGCAACACAGUGGUUGUGAACAUGGAAUAUCGUCUCGGUGCUUUUGGCUUCUUAGUCACAGGAAAAGAUCCUGAGAGCUCUGCAGUGGGGAAUUAUGGGAUUCUAGACCAGCAGGCAGCAUUGCAUUGGGUCCAAGAAAACAUUGCGGCUUUUGGAGGAGACCCAAAUAAGGUUACUCUGUUUGGCGAGAGCGCAGGCGCCCAAUCAGUGAGUCUCCAUCUGAUGAUGCAGAGCAGCGAGACUUUGUUUAGACAUGCAGCCAUACAGAGUUUACCAUUUUCACUGCCUCUGAAAACCAGAUGGGAUGCUAUGAAACUGGGCUGGGAUUUUGCUAAGCUAACUAACUGCUCAGUAUUUGAUCUGCCCUGCAUGCGCUCUCUCAGUUCAGAAGAUGUACUCAAUGCCCAGAUCAAAUCAGGUUCCAAGAUCAUUAAUCCCUUCCGUUUCUUGGAGGUUUUUGAGACGUGGGGGCCGUUCAUUGAUGGACAGCUGCUCAAGGAACAGCCAAUCACAGCCUUCCAAAAAGGCCACUGGCAGAGUUACAAGCCUGUUAUACUAGGUACGACUUCUGAGGAGGGGGUGAUGUUUGUUUACAGAAAUUUCAACAAAUCCGUGUCAAUGCUGGAAUGUGUCCUCUACACUGCUGCCAUUUUUAAGCAGCAUGCGCUGAAAAUUCUGCACAAAUACAUUCCUUUCUAUCGAAACCAGGACAGACGAGUGAUGCUUUCACAGAUGGUGACAGAUUAUGUGUUUUCGUGUCCGGCUCGACAGUCUGCACGUUCUGGAGUUAAAGUAGGCGGAGCUGUUUGGAUGUAUGUAUUUGACCACGCCCCAUCAGAUCCCAACAUAUGGGCGGAGCUUACAUUCUGCUACAACCAUUCCUGCCAUGGGGCGGAGCUUCCUUUUCUUUUUGACUCUGCCCCCAGCACUAACUUCACAUUUACACCUCAAGAGCGCCUCCUGGCUAAUCGGAUGGCCUGUUACUGGGGGAUGUUUGCCCACACAGGGGACCCAAAUUCUAGAGAUGAACAGACACACUUCUGCAGAGAGCAGAGACUGCCUGUUUGGCCACGGUACACAGAUAUUGGGGGCUGGACCAUCCUGAACCUGACUCUACAGUCACACCCUCAACAUGGCAGCAGGGACCAUUUCUGUGACUUCUGGGACCGACUGGAUAUUUAUUAAGGGGAGGAGAUAGAGAUGGGGUAAAGAACACAAUAUCAUCUAUAACUAACAAUUUUCAUAAACUUUAGUUUAUAUUCUUUAACCUUUUGCUAUUUUUAUUUGGAAUUUCAACAUAUUUAAUCAGCAACAGGGCCAGAUUUUCAAAGCAAAUUUUUUCCUCAUUUGCAAAAAACAAGGCUGCAUUUGCUUGAUAAAACAAUAAAAACUGAAGUAAUCCGAAAUAUUUUUAAUUUAACAUGACUUUUUUUUUACUUUGUUCUAAAAUAGUAACUGUUUCUGUGAUAAACUGAAUUUUAAAAAAAGAUACUUUAGUCUUAAGUGUUCUCUUCCAGAAGUCAUUUCUAAUAUGCAGACAUGCCAAAAAAAAAAAACAUAAAUUAUUAAUUAUCAGUGUUGAAAAACUUUGCUUUGUUUAACAUUUUUCUGUAAACCAUGAUAAUUUUUUCAGGAUUAUUUGAAUAAUGUAUAUUAUAUAUAUUCUAUUUUUUAUAUAGAAAUCUCUAUAACCUUAUACAUUUCUUCAUCGUUAACAAUAAAUGCACAUUUUAGAAAACUGAAUGAAAACUAUUUUUGGUAAUACAAUAUUAACCAUCUAGAACUUUUCCCCUUUAUUAGCGAAUAUUGCAUACUACUUGUCGAAUUAAAAACAACAACAACAACAUAGGCUCAUUCUGAAGAUGCACCCCUAUAUCAUACCUGGCAACAUUUGUAUCUGAAAAUCCGGGAGACCUGGGGGUGCCCUAUAUACAUUUCUGGAGGUUGCAAAUUAUGUAGCCAUUAUGUAGCCAGAAUGCAUUUAGCAUUUAAAACGAGCGCUAUGGUGCGGUAUGACGCUGUUCCUUUUCCUACUUAUACCAGCUGACCGUUUACCUCUGUGUAAAUGGCUUUUACGCUGUUCCCAUUUUGUCCAGUGACUCGCCGCAUAUUUUGGAGGAUUGGAGACACAGAGCGGAGCAGACCCUGACGACGGGGUUUGAGUCCGGUGAAGAACAAUUUCAGAAAGUAGGUGAGGUGAAAACAAAAGCCAAAAAAUAAAACAAACAAGUAAAUAACAGGGUGAGAAUGUGGUAAAAUCUGAAAACAUGGUCAAAAUCAGGCUGCUGCGAGGGUUUUUCCUUUUCUGGAUUGCUUUUGAAAAUACUGUCGGUUGGGUUUAGGGAAGGG